Messenger RNA from Staurois parvus, 343 nucleotides. NCBI's taxonomy places the organism in Eukaryota, Metazoa, Chordata, Amphibia, Anura, Ranidae. The record is from the annotation of a GenBank genome assembly.
AGAUGUGAACGUGUCCCAUAGUAAAUCAUGUUUAAUGGGACUGUACUGCGUUUCUGCAAAACGCUGUGGAAAACGCUUGGUGUGAACCAGGGGCGGGCGGACCAUUUGAGCACUCGGGCACUGCCCGAGGGCCUGGGGUCAGUAGGGGGCCCCAUCAGAUGCCCCUGGUACCUUUCAUAGGCUUUUUUGGGUGUGGUUUGAGCAUGGGCAAGGACACAGGGGCCCCAUGAUUACCUAUUGCCCGGAGACCCCAUGAGACACCAAUUCACUGUUCCGGCGAUACCUUUUUAUAGGCUUUUUUGGGCAUGCUGUGAGUGUGGGCCAGGACACAAGGGCUCCAUGA